AUGUCUGUAAUUCGAAAACUUCUCAUACAGGGCAUUCGGUCGUUCGACCCACAGAACCAGGAUAUCAUCGAGUUUUAUGCGCCGCUGACGAUUAUAGUCGGGCAGAACGGAUGCGGCAAGACAACAAUUAUUGAAAGCCUCAAGUACAUCACCACCGGAGAGCUGCCGCCAAACAGCAAAGGCGGGGCAUUCAUCCACGAUCCAAAGCUUGCGGGCGAAAACGAAGUCAAGGCGCAGGUCAAGCUGCGGUUCUACAAUGUCAGCCAGCGCUCAAUGACGUGCGUGCGAUCAAUCCUGCUAACGCAAAAGAAAAGCACAGUGACCCAAAAGACACUCGAGGGCGCACUAUCAUUCGACGCAACGGCGACCGAGGACAAAGUAAGCAUCAGCAGCCGGUGCGCCGACCUCGAUGCCAUGCUCCCGGAGCAACUCGGCGUAUCCAAGGCGGUCCUUGAGAACGUCAUUUUCUGCCACCAGGAGGAAAGCAACUGGCCACUUUCAGAAGCCUCGGUGUUGAAAAAAAAGUUCGACGACAUUUUCGCUGCCACGCGGUACACCAAGGCGCUGGAGUCGAUUAAGGCAAUACGCAAGAGCCAGACGGUGGAGAUCCGCGUGCAGCGCGGGGAGCUGAAGCAUCUGGAGGACAAGCGCGGCAAGGCAGAGCGGGUGCGCGUGGAGUACGAAAAGUCCACGGUGGCCAUUCACGAGUUCAAGGUGCGGAUUGCUGAGAUUCAAAGGGCGGAGGAGGAAGUGACGGGGCGGAUCGGCGCGCUGGCCGAGCAGCUGCAGGAGUUCAUGGGGCUGCGCACGGUCGUGCAGGGGCUCGACAUGAGCCUGGAGCAGAAGGCCGCCAGCUACGAGGAGAUGGCGGCCAACACGGCCAGCCUCGACUUGGGCGACGCGGAGCUCGGGCGGCUGGCGCUCCAAGUCGCCGUGCAGAUCAAGUCGCAGGGCUCGGAUAUCCAGGCCAAGCGGGACCACCGCGACCAGCUCAAGGCGCAGAUCGCCGUGCUGGCAGCCACAGUCCUCCAGGCCACUGAGGAGAAGAGCGCCCUGCAGUCGGCGCAGCGCAGCUUGGAGAUGAAGGUCGCCGGGCGCAAAGAGGCCGUUGGCGAGAUCUGCCGCGCAACCACGCCGGCCAUCGAGGCGCCCGCCGACGAUGCGGAGCAGCAGGCUGCGCAGUGCAUUGCGCGGCUCGAGGAGCUGCUGGCUGCGGCCGAGGCCGACCGCCAGGCGCUGCGCCGCGACGCCGAGGACAGCGAGCGCAGGCUGCAGGCGCAGAUAGCGGCGACGCAGGCGCAGAUCAACGGCUUCGACGUCGCCGCCGCCACAUGCGACAAGCAGGCGGCCGCCGGGCGGCAGGAGGCGCAGGCGCUGCGGCUUAAGCACGCCUCGCUCGGCAGCGGCGGCGGCAGCGGCGGCGACGUGCAGUGCGAGCUGGACGCCGAGCGUGCGCAGCUGGCCAGCGCGCAGGAGCAGGGCGCAGAGGCAGUGUACGGCGAGAAAACCAGGGUGCAGCGCACCGAGCUAGCGAGUGUCGCCGAGGAGAUCGCGCAGCUGAACGCCGAGAUGGCGCGCAGCAACCAGCAGGCCGACACGCGCGCGAGGCUGGCGCUGGCGCGCUCCGAGGCGGCCGCGCACGGCACGCGCAUUGCCGAAGGCGAGGCCGCGGCCGGCGCCGGGCUGGCCGCGCACCGGCCGCGCGAGGGCACGCAGCACGACCGCACGGCGCCGAUCGCCGACGCCGUCCGCGCCAAAAAGCAGGCGGCCGCCGCGUUUGCCGACACGGCCAAGGCCGCGCACGCCGGGCUGGCCAGCACGCGGGCGCGGCUGGACAUGGCGCGCCAGGCGCUCGUGCGGCAGACGCAGGACGCGGCCGCCAGGCGCCGGCGCAUCGCCGAUGCCUGCGGCGCCGACGCGUUCGACGGCGUCUACGCCGGCGCGCAGGCGGAGCUCGGCGAGCUGAUGGAGCUGGCCGGCCACUACAAGAGCGCGUCGUCCAUGUACCGCGCGUACAUCCAGAAGAUCGAGGCCGACCAUGCGUGCCCCGUGUGCAUGCGCGGCUGGCCGUGCGCCGCCGACGAGGAGCGGCUCGUCGCCAAGCUGAGGCUCGACUACACGGCGGCGCCGGCCGAGCUGCUGCGCAUUGCCGGCGACAUUGAGCGCAGCGAGUGGCGGCUCGAGGAGCUGGGCGCGCUGCGGUCGGCCGUGCGCGACGUGGCCGAGUGGGACAGCGGCGGCCGCGCGGCGCUGGACGCGCAGGUGGCCGAGCUGGCCGCGCGCGCGCAGGAGCUGGCUGCGCAGGCGGACGACGCCGACAUGGAGGCGGCCGUUAUGGGCGCCGACGUGGACGCGCUCGACGCCUUGCUGGCGCAGGCGCGCGAGCUGGCGGCGCUCGAGGCGGCGCGCAGCCAGGCGGAGCGCCAGGCCAUGCGGCUCGAGCACGAGCUGCAGGCGACCGGGUCGGCAGCGACCGCCGACGAGCUGCAGGCGCAGGUGGCGGCGCUGCAGGUGCGGGACACAGUGGCGCGCCGCGAGCUCGAGCGCCUGGCCCAGGAGCGCAUGCGGCGCCAGAAGGAGAUCGGCUUCCGCCAGGACGCCGUGCGCGCGCUGCAGGACCGCCUGGCGCUGCUUGCGCGCCAAGCCGAGGAGCGCGCCGCCCUGCUGCGCCGCAUUGGCGAGCUGGACGCGGACGCCAAGGCGCGUGACGCCGAACAGCUGGCCGCGCAUGCGCAGGCUGCGGCGCUGGCCCCGCAGCUGCGGCAAGGCCAGGCGGCGCUGGACGCGUUCCGCAGCGACGCGCGCGAGCGCGAGGCGCAGGUGGACCGCCGCGCGCGCGGCCUGGUCCAGGCGAAGGACCGGCUGGCCAUGCUGACGCGCGAGAUUGACGAUACGCGGCGCCAGCUCGCGUGCCCGCCCGGCGAGCGCCGCUAUGCCAGCCGCCUGGACAUGGCCGCGGCGCGCCUGGACGAGCUGCAGGUGCAGGCGGCGGACGCGCGCGAGCUGCUCGACGCCAUUGCGCAGGAGCUGCUUGAGUCCGACCGCGCCGCCGAUAGGCUGGCGGCGCGCCAGCGCGAGGUCUCGGACAAUGUGCGGCUGCGCGCGAAUCUCGCUGAGCAGGCGCAGCUCAGGGAGCGGCUGCGCGAGGCGCGCGAGAAGCAGGCGCACCUCGAGCGCCAGCUCAGCGCUAUUUACGACGACGGCUCCGACGAUGACCAGGAGACUGGCAACCCUGGUGUUGGCCGCAAGCGCCAGCGCCAGGGCCAGGGCCAGGCCCAGAAUAUGGGUGCCCGGCUGCAGCGGCGGCGCGAGGAGCUGAAUGCACGCUUGGCGCAGCUGACCAGCGAGCGCGCCGGGCUGCAGGGCGAGGUCAAGCAGCUGGAGGACCAGGCGCGGCGGCUGCAGGCCGAGCUGGCGACGGACUUCCAGAGCAUCGACCAGCGCUACGUGCACCAGCUAGUGCAAUGCAAGACCGAGGAGCUGGCCCACAGCGACCUGGAGACCUACGGCAAGGCGCUGGACGCCGCCAUCAUGCGCUACCACUCGCUGAAAAUGCAGGAUAUUAACAAGAUUAUCCGCGAGCUGUGGAUCAACACGUACCAGGGCAAUGACAUUGACACUAUUGAGAUCCGCUCUGAGAUCGAGGGCGCGCGCAAUAGCCGCUCGCAUAACUACCGCGUGGUGAUGAUCAAGGCUGGACAUGCUAUUGAUAUGCGUGGUCGGUGCAGUGCUGGUCAGAAGGUGCUCGCUUGCCUUAUCAUACGAUUGGCCCUGGCUGAGACCUUCAGCGUUAACUGCGGGAUCCUGGCCCUGGACGAGCCCACUACUAACCUUGACCAGGAGAACAUUGAUAGCUUGGCCCGCAGCCUGGCGCGCAUCAUCAAGUCGCGCCAGGAACAGCGCAAUUUCCAGCUCAUCGUCAUCACCCACGAUGAGAUCUUUAUGCAGUUACUCGGCAAGUCCGAGUACGCCGAUUACUACUGGCGUGUGUAUAAGGACGAAAAUCAGUGCUCGGUAUUUGCUCGUCGACCAAUCGCCAACAACUGA
This is a messenger RNA of Kickxella alabastrina, 4047 nucleotides long. RefSeq lists its product as uncharacterized. The coding region runs from base 1 to 4047 and encodes 1348 amino acids. Gene Ontology annotation, biological process: chromosome organization involved in meiotic cell cycle; telomere maintenance via recombination; double-strand break repair. Gene Ontology annotation, molecular function: double-stranded telomeric DNA binding; ATP hydrolysis activity; G-quadruplex DNA binding. The record is from RefSeq and is a predicted model, not a curated record. The transcript is spliced from 2 exons. Gene Ontology annotation, cellular component: Mre11 complex; condensed nuclear chromosome. Lineage: Eukaryota; Fungi; Kickxellomycota; Kickxellomycetes; Kickxellales; Kickxellaceae.